CCUAAACAGUUAACUCCAGUCUAAGCCCCUUGAAAUCAACGGGCGGAGACCGAAGGAGGCCUUUUUAGGAUUGCCCCGUAAGUCAGAUCUGCCCUUCGACUCCGACAAGAUUCGGAGCUGACGCUGAUCCUUCUCGCUGGGCCUCCUUCGCAGCGCCCUCCGGAGACAACAUGGCAGCCGAAUCUAUAAUCCGGAUUCCGCCGUAUCACUACAUUCAUGUCUUGGACCAGAACUCCAAUGUGACCCGAGUGGAAAUGGGGCCCAAAACCUACAUACGGCAGGACAAUGAAAGGAUUGUCUUUGCCCCAGUGAAGAUGGUGAUGGUCCCUCCACGCCAUUAUUGUAUCGUUCUCAAUCCAGUGGUUCGGGGAGUGGAUAAUGCAGUCCAGUUUGAUGCGGUGGGGCAGGUGCGGCUCAGACAUGCUGACUUAGAGAUCAGGCUGGCUCAGGACCCUUUCCCUUUGUACCCAGGAGAGGAGCUGCAGAAGGGUGUUACGGCUCUGCAGGUUGUCUCCGCUAAUACUGCGCUCCACCUCAGAGCUCUUCUGGACUUUGAAGAUGACGAGGAAGAGAAAUACGUUGCCGGUGACGAAUGGCUAUUUGAAGGACCCGGCACCUAUAUCCCACGCAAGGAGGUCGAGGUUGUAGAGACCAUCCAAGCCACUAUAAUUCGGCCCAACCAAGCAAUAAGACUUCAGGCCCGCAAAGAGUGUGUGGACAGAGAAGGGAAUACACGUGUGACAGGUGAGGAGUGGCUGGUGAAGCGGGUUGGGGCUUAUUUGCCUGGAGUCUUUGAGGAAGUGGUUGACACUGUAGAUGCUUUUGUCCUGACCGAGAAGAAAGCACUGCACCUCCGGGCCACCAAGACAUUCCAGGACUCCCAGGGAACCACGAGGAAAACAGGGGAAGAGUGGCUGAUCACCAUGGCUGACACUGAGGCCCACAUCCCGGAUGUUUACGAGGAAGUGCUGGGCAUUGUCGAUAUCACCACCCUGAACAGCUGCCAAUACUGUGUAGUUUGUGAUCCGGUGGAUGCGAGUGGCAAACCCCAACUCGGGCAGAAGAAAGUGAUUAAGGGGGAGACGUCAUUCUUCCUGCAGCCUGGAGAGUGGCUGGAACAGGGCAUCCAGGACACUUAUAUCCUCUCAGAAGAUGAGGGACUCUUGCUCCGUGCACUCCGACCCUUGGAAGACCAGAAUGAGGAUGAGGAUAAAGUUAUGCGCAAGCCGGGUGACCGCUGGCUGAUCCAGGGACCUCUGGAAUAUGUGCCGCCUGCAGAAGUGGAAGUGCUGGAGCGGCGCCAUGCUAUCCCGCUGGCUGAGAAUGAGGGCAUUUACGUGCGGGAUAUCAAGACUGGGAAGGUCCGAGCUGUAAUCGGCCACACUUACAUGUUAACUCAGGAUGAGGAACUGUGGGAAAAGGAGCUUCCUCCCUACAUAGAGACCUUGCUGGCUUUGGGGAGGAAUCCCUCUGUGGAUCGCUCCAAGGAGGUCUCUGAAGGGGGCGAUGGGCCCCCCCGUGAUCGGACCCGGGCAGUGAGCUACCAGGUUCCCCACAAUGCAGCGGUGCAAGUGUACGACUACAAGGAGCGUAAAUCCAGGGUGGUUUUUGGGCCAGAACUAGUGCUUCUGGGCCCAGAUGAACAAUUCACAGUGCUGAGUCUGUCUGGGGGACGGCCUAAGCGCCCCCAUGCCCGCCGUGCCAUCUGCCUCCUCUUGGGGCCUGACUUCUGCACAGAUGUUGUCACUAUUGAGACAGCGGAUCAUGCCCGCCUACAGCUCCAGCUGGCCUACAACUGGCACUUUGAGAUCCCUGCUGCUGCUGAGGCUUCCUGCCUCUUUAGUGUCCUGGAUUUUGUAGGUGAUGCCUGCAAGACGGUGGCCUCACGCAUCCGAGGGGCUGUGGCCGCUGUCACAUUUGACGACUUCCACAAGAACUCCAACCGUCUCAUCUGUGCGGCUGUGUUUGGCUUUGACGCCGAAGGGACACUGCGGACCUCCCUGCGCUUUGCCCCCAACGGCCUUAUCAUCAGCAGUGUUGACAUUCAGAGCGUGGAGCCGGUGGACCAGAGGACUCGGGAUGCCCUCCAACGCAGUGUCCAGCUUGCGAUCGAAAUCACCACCAACUCUCAGGAGGCAGCAGCUCGGCAUGAAGCGGAGCGACUGGAGCAAGAGGCACGGGGACGUCUGGAGCGGCAGAAAAUCCUUGACCAGGCUGAGGCCGAACGGGCCCGGAAGGAGCUGCUGGAGUUGGAAGCACUGAGCACGGCGGUUGAGAGCACUGGAGCUGCGAAGGCUGAGGCCCAGUCACGGGCAGAGGCAGCCCGGAUUGAGGGUGAAGGAGCAGUCCUGCAGGCCAAGCUGAAGGCGGAAGCAACAACCAUUGAGACUGCCUCAGAACUGCAGCGCCUGUCUCAGGCUCGGGAGCAGGAGCUCCGCUUCUCCAAGGCUCAGGCUGAUCUGGACGUAUCCCGUGCAGAAGCUUUGGCUACCGUUGAAGUGAAGAAAUUUGAGGCGGUGAUAAAGGCAAUGGGGGCUAACACCAUCCGUGACAUUGCCGUGGCUGGGCCUGAGAUUCAGGCAAAACUGCUCCAGGGCUUGGGCAUCCACUCCACACUCAUCACAGAUGGUUCCUCCCCGAUUAAUCUUUUUACAGCUGCAGGAGGGCUGUUGGGGAUUCUUCCCAAGCCUUCUGAGACCUGAUGGACGCUGGCAAUACACACCUCCCUGCCAAGCUUCUGAGUGCCUUAGAGAUCGAUGGGGCUGGGGCAAGUCUUCCUUUUCGUUUGGGGCUUCCCCCCUUGAAUGUGCCUUCACUUGAAUGUGUUUUUUUUGUUUCCUUCUGUCUUACGAGUUUUCUUUCUCCAGUUGUUGCUUGCUGAUUAUAAGAAGGGGGAAAAAGAAUCGCCUACAAUAAAGUCUUCUGUCCCAUACAA
This is a messenger RNA of Eublepharis macularius, 2935 nucleotides long. RefSeq names its product major vault protein (gene MVP). Lineage: Eukaryota; Metazoa; Chordata; Lepidosauria; Squamata; Eublepharidae. Gene Ontology annotation, cellular component: nucleus; cytoplasm. The transcript is spliced from 17 exons. The record is from RefSeq and is a predicted model, not a curated record. The coding region runs from base 171 to 2702 and encodes 843 amino acids.